Lodderomyces beijingensis is the source of this 1917-nucleotide messenger RNA. Lineage: Eukaryota; Fungi; Ascomycota; Pichiomycetes; Serinales; Debaryomycetaceae. The record is from the annotation of a GenBank genome assembly.
AUGGCGCUCAAGUUGAAGCUAAAGGUGCUGUCCACUGAUUCUACCGCCCAGCAGCCGCAGCCGCAGAAACUGAAGCAGACACUGAAACUGAAACCGAAACCGAAGCUGUCGCCGCGAGAUGAAAAACAACCCAAGAUCCCCAAACUUAAAAUCAAAGCACCAAUCUCCUCUGCAGCAAAGCGGCCCCACGAGGCAGGACCUGGCGCUGAGGAUGGCGGCGGGAAACCAAAGAAGCUAAAGCUCAGCUUAUCCAAAAGCAGCCAGCCCACCAAGGACUCCAAGCUAAAGUUUGUGCCGCGGGUGAGAAUCAAACCAACACGAGUUCCAGGUGAAGGGUACGACUCGGAGGCACCCGACGUGGAGGACGACCCCUUGAUUGAGCAAGGGAUAGUGGUUCGGUUUUUGGACGACUCGAACUUGGACUUUGUGCACAAUGCCGUUGACUCGGGCGACUUGACGGGACUCAAUGUCAAGUGGAUCACCAAGGAAAAAGCCGUGGUGAAUGUCAACGGGACCUUGUACUCGGCACGGUUGAUCGACUUGCCCACAAUCACCGAGAUUUACAAGACCAUCGACAAGAAGAACAUAUUCAAGACCUUUGACGUCUGCCAGAUUCUUCUACUUCUCCACGUGAUAGACCCUGCUCUGUUGAAUUCCGAGAAAGAUUUUGAAGUGCCAGAAUCGUACCUUUUCGAGCAUCCAUUCUACAAGUACGUGAAGCGAAACGAGAUAAAGAAACGGCGGCUCGUGCACAGAGACGGAUUGCUUGGCCCAUUCAAAGAUGUUUACAGGCGGUUUCGGCCAACGAGGGCCGACCACCGAGUCAUCCUCGAUAUCGAAGCUCGUGUUGAUGAGCUAAUCAAAUUGGAUGAACAAGCUGAAGAAAGCCAUUUUGAGAUUGUGGACGAGUCGACGCAGUCGCGUUUUGGACAGACUAGCAGCGCAUCCUCAAGAGCUUCCACGCCUGCACCAUUUGCUGGACGUGGCAGCACAACUCCUCAGCCGAUGGAACAAGUGGAAGCCAGGACGCCAAAAGUGGAGACUAACGGCGAGGCACGUGAAGAUGAGGAAGAAGGGGACGAUUUUGAGCUCAAUUUGGAAGAAGAGUUGAACCGAGCCCUCGACGACGAAGAAUCUGCAUCGAUCCCCGCUGUCACGUUACCGGCACUGGUUGCAGACAUUCUCAAGGACAACGAGGGCGGAGAACUCGUUGUGGAAGGAGUGGAAGAGGAAGAUGGAGGUGAGGGAGAAGGUGAAGAUGGAGGCGAAGGAGAUGAGCAAGAAGAGGUAGGGGAAGAAGAGCUUUUUGGCGUGAUUGAUGACGAGGACGAAGAAGAGGGAGAAGAGGGAGAGGAGGAAGAGGAGGAAGAGGAGGAAGAGGAGGAAGAGGAGGAAGAAGAUGAAGAGGAAGACGACGACGAUGAUGACGACGAUGACGACGACGAAGAAGAUGAAGGCGGAGACGAUGGCCAGAACCGGGAGAGCUUGCUGCAUGCUAAAUUGUUGGAGGAGGAAAUCGCCGAGCUUGAAAAAGCAGUCGAGCACAAUAAGAAGAACUUGUCCACGGCCACCAACAAGAUGAUGAAGAUGAAGUUUCAAAGUGUCUUUAAUUCCUUGAAGGUGUCGUUGGAGCAAAAAAAGAGGGACUUGACAAAGGUACUAGACGAGCGCGACAACCAAUCCAAAAACUCCAACUCAAAGCCCUUGCAGAAGCAUGCUGAGGCCCAAGAAGAUCUAGAAGAUGAAGAAGAAGAAGAAGAGGAGGAUGGUGAAGAUGGAGAGGACGGUGACGGCGAUGGUGAGGACGGAGAGGAUGGUGACGGUGACGGUGACGGUGAUGGCGAUGGCGAUGGUCAAGGCGAAGGUCACGACGAGAUCAAAGCAGAGGCCAACUCGGACAUUGAUGAUUUAUUCUAG